AUGGUAAAGUUGCUAACUGAGACUGAUCCUAAGUUACAGAAUCCCAACUAUGAUGUUGAUCACGAGGAAGGACUUGGGGAGUCUCCACUCUACUUGGCUGCCGGUAACGGACGCUUGGAUAUUCUCAACCAAAUCUUUCUCAUUUGUCCAUCUCCAGCUCAUGGUGGACCACAUGGUUGGACAGCUUUACAUGUGGCCGUCGUUGAGAGGAGGCUUAGUGUCGUGAAAAUACUAUUAGAGAAGAUGGGUGGACUUGUGGAUAAAGCGAACAAGAAUGAAAGGACCGCUCUCCACUAUGCAAUAUCCGACGGUGCCUUCCAAAUAACACAACAGUUGCUAAGAGGAUGUAAGCCUUCUGGUGACCUCAAGAUAGUAAAGCAGUUGGUAAGUCAUGAUACUUCCAGUGCGUAUAAAUUGGAUAAAGAUGGUCUCUCACCAUUUCACAUAGCUGCUCUUGAAUCAAGCAUUCUGGUAUUUCGAGAACUCAUCAAAUGCUGUCCAGAUUCUGGGGAGUUGCUGGACAAAAAGCAUCGUAAUGUUCUUCACUUUGCUGUGAUGAGUGAGGAUUUCAAGAAAAUCAGGUUUGCCCUAAAGCAACAAGAGCUUGAGGAACUUGUAAACAAGGCAGAUGAUGAUGGAAACACCCCAUUCCACCUCGCAGCCACACUAGGCAAUUUCGAGCUUGUGAAACAUUUUCUUUCAAAUAGAAGAGUAGACGUAAAAGCGAUCAACAACAAGGGUCAGACAGCUAUUGAAAAUUUUCAAUCUAUUCAGGAAAGAAACACAGCUUUGAUAUCGGUGAGGUUUUCAUUAUUUCUUCUAUCUACUUUGUCUUUUUCCACUCCCAAAAAUGCUAAGCUCACAUAUUAUUAUGUGGGAGUCCAGAUCAAGUCUUGGUAUGAGAACCAUUCUUGUACACUACUUGAUCUCUCAUUUUUACGAUAG
This is a messenger RNA of Macadamia integrifolia, 945 nucleotides long. Its product is annotated as ankyrin-1-like. Gene Ontology annotation, molecular function: protein phosphatase regulator activity; protein phosphatase 1 binding. NCBI's taxonomy places the organism in Eukaryota, Viridiplantae, Streptophyta, Magnoliopsida, Proteales, Proteaceae. Gene Ontology annotation, cellular component: plasma membrane. The transcript has a single exon. The record is from RefSeq and is a predicted model, not a curated record. Bases 1 to 945 code for a protein of 314 amino acids.